Messenger RNA from Arachis duranensis, 2295 nucleotides. Its product is annotated as phenylalanine--tRNA ligase beta subunit, cytoplasmic. The transcript has 20 exons. The record is from RefSeq and is a predicted model, not a curated record. Gene Ontology annotation, molecular function: phenylalanine-tRNA ligase activity; ATP binding; RNA binding. Gene Ontology annotation, biological process: phenylalanyl-tRNA aminoacylation. Lineage: Eukaryota; Viridiplantae; Streptophyta; Magnoliopsida; Fabales; Fabaceae. The coding region runs from base 126 to 1940 and encodes 604 amino acids. Gene Ontology annotation, cellular component: phenylalanine-tRNA ligase complex; cytoplasm.
CAUGACCCGGCCCAUAUAAGAAAAACCUAAACACACGGUGUUUUUGGGAUUCGUCUACGUCGAGGACUAGGAGUGUGGCAUCUCAUCGCAUUUGCAGAGUAAGAAGUGAGAACUAGGAAGUAAGAAUGCCUACCAUCAGUGUGGGGCGGGAUCGCCUGUUUGCGGCUCUAGGAAGAACCUACACGCAAGAGGAAUUCGAAGACUUGUGCUUCAGCUUUGGGAUCGAGCUGGAUGACGUCACCACGGAGAAGGCGAUUGUGAGGAAAGAGAAGCAUUUGGAAGCAGAAGAAGAUGCUGACGAGGAUGAAGAAGUUAUCUACAAAAUUGAAGUUCCCGCCAAUAGAUAUGAUUUGUUGUGCCUUGAAGGGCUUGCACAGGCCCUUCGAGUAUUCUGUGAGUGUCAGCAGAUCCCCACUUACAAAUUGGCAGAUGUUAGUAAAGAUGCAAUGCUCAAAAUGCAUGUUAAGCCUGAGACAUCUCAGAUUCGUCCAUACAUUGUGUGUGCCGUGUUAAGAGGUAUUACUUUUGAUAAAGCAAGAUACAACAGCUUUAUCGAUCUCCAAGACAAGCUUCACCAAAACAUUUGUAGGAGAAGAACCCUUGUUGCUAUUGGCACUCAUGAUCUGGAUACAUUGAAAGGACCUUUCACCUAUGAGGCUUUACCACCGUCAAGUGUAAAUUUUACCCCGCUGAAGCAGGAAAGGAGCUUCAGGGCUGAUGAGCUGAUGGAGUUCUACAAAUCAGAUUUGAAGCUGAAGAAAUUCUUGCAUAUAAUUGAGGACUCCCCUGUUUUUCCUGUUAUAUAUGACCGUAACAGAACUGUUUUAUCUUUGCCUCCAAUUAUCAACGGUGCACAUUCGGCCAUCACUCUGGAGACAAAGAAUGUAUUUAUUGAAUGUACUGCUACUGACUUAACAAAGGCAAAGAUUGUUUUAAACACAAUGGUCACAACCUUCUCGGAAUAUUGUGCAAAUAAGUUUGUCAUUGAACCAGUAGAAGUGGUCUAUCCUGAUGGAAAGUCACAUAUAUACCCCGACUUAUCCAUCUAUAAUAUGGAGGUUUCUCUACCUUACAUCAAUGGAUUAAUUGGGGUAUCCUUGGAAGCAGAAGAGGUCACUAAGCUCUUAAAUAGGAUGCAAUUGCAUGCCAAACAGUCUACAUCUGAUAAUAAGCAGGCUAAAUUUGUUGUAUCUGUACCCCCUACUAGAAGUGAUAUUCUUCACCCGUGUGAUGUUAUGGAGGAUGUUGCAAUUGCUUAUGGAUUCAAUGCUAUCAAGGAUAAAGCAAUAGUAGAUAAUAAGGGCUCAAAGAGAUUGGCUGCUUCAUUGAAGCUACUUCCUCUGAAUGAGCUUAGUGAUCUGAUCAGAAAAGAGGUGGCAAUGGUUGGGUUCACAGAGGUCUUGACAUUUAUACUUUGCUCGAAAAAGGAAAACUUUGCCAUGCUAAACCGCAAAGAUGAUACAUCAAAAGCAGUUAUCAUUGGAAACCCUAGGUCUUCAGACUUUGAGGCUGUACGGACCAGUCUUAUGCCUGGCAUCUUGAAAACUGUGGCUCAUAACAAGGAUCAUCCAAAGCCCAUAAAGAUUUUUGAAGUAGGGGAUAUAUCAGUUUUAGAUGACAACAAUGACGUUGGUGCAAAAAAUCUUCGCCAACUUGCUGCACUAUACUGCGGUGCUAAUGCAGGAUUUGAGGUUGUUCAUGGUUUGGUGGACAGAGUAAUGGAAAAGAAUGGGGUUCCCUUUGUUUCAUCCGGUGAUAAAUCAGGUUACUAUAUUGAGCGAUCAGAUGAGCCUGAGUUUCUUGCGGGUAGACAAGCUAGAAUCAUUUACAAGGGAAAGCACAUUGGCACUUUUGGCAUUGUCCACCCGGAGGUAUUGAACAAUUUUGACAUUCCUGAUCCGUGCUCCUUUGUUGAACUUAACAUUGAAAGCCUAUUAUAAUGAUCAUUUACAGCAAAUGUUAAGUUGCCAUUUUCUGUGUGCUCUUUUGAAGACACUGUUCCUUUUGAAACUGGGAAUCAAUAAGUUCAAGUGCUUCAGUGACAUCAGCUUCUUACACUUGCUUGAUGGGGAACUGAGUUUGGCUUGCUGAUUAAAUUAUACAAUUGUAUCAUUUUCUUGUUUCUUGGUUCAUUGUUUAACAUUAGAAGCUAUAAAUGACUGGGUGGGAUAGUUUCUACUGUGAAUUAUGGAGCGAUUGUUGGAAAAGAUUAUGGUUGGCCUAGAAGCCAAGACAAGAUUUUGGGAGUUUGAAAUUCUUGUUAAUACAAAGUGAGUAGUCACAUGUCAUGUCUCA